Messenger RNA from Parathielavia appendiculata, 1014 nucleotides. RefSeq lists its product as uncharacterized. The coding region runs from base 1 to 630 and encodes 209 amino acids. Lineage: Eukaryota; Fungi; Ascomycota; Sordariomycetes; Sordariales; Chaetomiaceae. The transcript has 4 exons. The record is from RefSeq and is a predicted model, not a curated record.
AUGCACAUGCUGGCGGUUGCUGGGCAACUGGCUGCACGCGGUGGCGACACCAGUAUUCACAACAAACGACAUUCUCUUCCAGAUACGCCACAACCCGGGACGCCUGGCCAGGCUGCGACACCAUGCGACGAGGCAGUCGACGACAUCGGCCUGGACGAUGUGAAUGCUCUGACUGAGAAAGACGACGGUGGAGACACUGCUGAAGCAGCAGGACCCGCCAAUUCAGGCUCGGACUCGUCCACUCCCCGGCCAACGCAGCCCGGCACACUGAAAGCCAGCAUCCCAGAAGCUAUCAUCUGCCCUCUCCCCUGGUCGAUACUCUCCAUGUUCCCCCACACAAGCGACAUCCCCUCCCUCGCACCCCUCGACGACGACGAAGCCGUGGAAGACACUGAACUAGGCCAAACCAACAACUCCUGGCUCUUCGCCCGCCUCGUCAAACGACAAACGCACCCGCGACAUGACGGCCGACCAAAAAGAAUGUUCCGGGAGAGGUGCGGAUUGGGUGUCAUUUCCGACCACCGGUCCAAGGACGACGUGCUGGAGAUGUUGGGGUUCUUGACGGGCGAGAGGGUGCGGGUCCUGACGGAAAAGGCAUUGGCAGAUAAGGAGCAGGAGAAAGGAAGUUGAGGUGUGAGGUUACCCCGGGGGGAAGGGGCAUCAAGAGAAAGCUUGAGGGGGAAGGGCCGUUUGCGGUGAGGGACGGCAGAGCAGGAAAAGGGGAGGGAGGAGACAGAGACUGCACGAGUGCCCAACAGUCCAAUCCAGCCGCGACAUGUAAGUCGGGCGUUUGAACUGCUGCAGACUCUCCCAAAGAGCUACACGACCAUGUACAAUGGGACGCGGUUGAGGCAGCGGAAUGGGCUCGGGAUCUUCUCAGUCGAAGAAAGAGGAAAGGUUUAUCAAAUGGCGGCAGAGUUGAACUCAGCCGUAAGGAGUAAAGCAUUACAUUUCCUGGUACCCGCCAGCCUUGCGCAGAGGGUACUACCUCUCGUGAUAUGACUUGAGCCGACG